CUAGCCUUGCUUCUUCAUAGUGAAAGUCGCCAAAGGUUUCGCCUGUAUGUAUAUGUACGAAAAAAAGUACAUAGUCGUUGAUUUGGUGGAUUUUAUAAAAGAGUAAAAUAAAAUAUUAUAAUUUUCUAGUAAUCAAUUACGCAUCUCAAGUUUUUGUCUCAAAAGAGCUUAAAGCAAAGCUAUCUUAAGUUUGAAAAAUUAUUCAUUUUCACUGCAUUAAUGAGAUCUUGAAUUGUUUGCGAUACUUGAUGUACUAAAUUUAAUGAUUUCUUUACAAGCAGAUUAAUGUAUGAACGAAUCAAGUAGUUGAAAUAAUUUAACAAUCAAUUCAAAGUUAUGAGUUUGUAAACGUAGAUAUGCGGACAUGAGAAGGAAAUUAGCUGUGAAUCAUUGACUAGGAAGUCGUGAAAUUUAUCUUUUUAUACUUCGAAAUAGUGAAUAUUAUUCUAGUCUCUGUCUCUUAAGUAGAAAAAUUUAUUUCCGAAAAAUCGUUUUCAUCUCACUCGGAUUCACUCUCAGAAAGCUUGACAUCUAUCAAAUGCUUUUUUUAUAAUUGAGUCAAAUGUAAUGACUGCAUUAAAAUCGAGUUCAUUUUCAUAAGGAAUUUCGGUGAAAAUAUAAAUUUCGGAAAUGGCACGCCGUAGAAAAAACGAAGCAAAACCAAGUGUAAAAUCGCCACAAAAAUGUGUAGCGGUUCGAAAAUCCAGUCGACAAAUAGCAAAGAAGCAGCAGCAGGAGCAAAAGGUUAAUGGCGAUGUUGUACAAUCUAGUUCCAAUAAUUCCGAUGAUUCAAAAGACAGUCACGACGAAACAGAAGAGAAAUUAUCAAAUUCGAAAUUAAUUUCCGAUGUUCAGAAAAAAUUGCAAAAAUGUCGUCGACCACUAAACUGCGAAGAGACUAUCACCACUAAUGAAGUAAUCACUUUCAAGGAAGAAGAUAGACAAAACGAAAUAGAAAUUCUCGCAGAAAGCCAGUCAAAAGAAGAAGAGAAAUAUUCAAAAGAUUUACUUCUAUGUCUUUCAAGUCCAAAUAACGAAGCUCGUAACAAUAAUACAUCCCAGGAAAUAUGGUCCGAAGACGUUAUCGAGGAAACAAUUAUUUGCGAGGAAAUGGAAGUUGAAGAAAUCAUCACCGAUGGAAAUUCACAAGACAAUAGUGUUGUCGUUGAGCAGGUAUUAGUUGUUAACGAACCAGAGUUCGAUAAUAAAAAUGUUGUCGAAUUUACUGUGAUACAAAAUGCAGAUGGAACAGAAUCAAUGCUAAUGACUUCUCAGCUUGAAAAUAUCACUCAACAGGACUGUGAGAAUGAAAAUAUUUCUCAAAAUAUCGAAAAAGAUAUCGAAGAUUUACGAAUGGAUGACCUCGAUAUUUCAACAGAGCAAAGCAAUAAAGAUGAAACUAAAUUUGAAUUUGAGAAUGAAGUAAUAGAGGAAAUGAAAAUUAUCGAUUCUAAUAACUGUAAUUAUAUCUCUAGUGAAACUGAUGUUAAUUUUGAAAAAAGUGAUGAACAACCACAAACUCUAGGUUUACUGGAUAAUUCAUCGAAUGAAAGCAGCUACAAAGGACAAGUAUCUGAUUUUAAAGAUAGUGCUGAAAAUCUACAAAAUUCACAGGAAUCGGAAAUAUUUAUCGAUUCCUGUGUAGAGAAUUCUAGCGAAAAAUUAAUUCUUACAAAGAAAAUGCUACUAUUAAAGCAUGAUGAUAAAUCAAGCCCUUUGGAUAAAAUGAAACAAUUAAAAAUUCAUGACCACAUUAAUUGUGAUUCAGUAUCAGAGGAGGAUACAAGCUCUCAAAUUGUUGCUGGGGAGAAAGAAACUCAAGGCAAUGAAAAAUUAGACAAUUGCCAAUUCAAAAAUGAAAAUAGUUCCAAAACUUUAACUCAGUCGCAAAUUGAGGAACAUUCGCAAGACAGUGAGGCGGAUAGAAAGCAAGAUGUUGAAGACGCUAAAUUGUCGAGUGGCAGUGAAAAUAGUAGCGAUACUAGUUAUAAAUUUCCAGAUUCGAAUCCCGAGAGUAAAAAUACACAAAAUUCGAAUGAAGUUGAUAAAAAGGGUGAAUUUCGAUGCCGGAGCGGAAGUAUCGAUACAAGCAUGGAAUCCACUUCUAAUAGUUCUGGAGUUCGUCGUAGUACUCGAAUUCGAACUAUAGGAUUAAUGAAACAAAGAUCACGUGGAAGAGGUUUGGUGACAAAACCAAACGUGGAUAUGUCGAGAACAGCUUUUCAACAAGAUCGGGACAAAACAAGCAGCAGUAACUCUCCAAUAACUACAGAGCAAAAAGAUAUUUCAGACAAUGUAUCUGAGACUCAGUCUGAUAAAGAAAAUUGUAAUUACAAAUUGAUGUCAUCCACUGAUUCCUUAAUCAGCUUGUCAGCUAGUAAUACGACCACCGGUUACGAUUCUGAUUCCUCGAAACCCGUGAAAGUUAAAUCGCGGUGGCGUAGAUCAAGUGAAUUGGAAAUGGGUGGAACGAGUUCAUUUUCAGGAGCACGAAUCGGUACAAACUUUAAAUUUUCUGCUGGAGGUAUUUCCGGUGCUGCUUUAACUGAGUCCAGAGCAGAAGCAGGAACAGAUGAAGAUGCAUUUAUAUCUGAUUCUCUUGGGAAAAUGGAAAAUUCUGUUGUGUCACCUUCGUCUAAUGCAGAAAGUGUACGUCCUUCAGACUCUUGUGAAAAUAGAAGUAACACCACUUCACCUAUAACUACAGAAAUUCCAAAGAUUGUAGGUGCUAAAAUUUCAUUGCCAAUGGUUUUGGAAGUAAAAGACAGGGAAAUGGAAGAAAGAUUAAGUCAAUUUGAGAACCUUAAAGAGAACCUCUAUCUUACCGAAAGAUUCACAAACAAAGAACAUAAAAGAAUGGUGUGUGAUUGUUUUUUAACGGAGGAGGAAAUCGAGCGAGGCGAAUUAGGUUGCGGAGAAGAUUGUCUCAACAGGCUUCUUCUUAUCGAAUGUGGAUCUAGAUGCGUUGUUGGAAGCAGAUGUACCAAUAAACGAUUUCAGAACUGCGAUUACGCCAAAUGCGAAGUUUUUCGAACUGAAAAGAAAGGAUUCGGUCUUCGAGCUACAGCUGAUCUUGAUGCAGGAGAAUUCAUAAUGGAAUAUGUGGGAGAAGUCGUUGAUCCUAAAGAUUUUCGUAAAAGAACCAAGGAGUAUUCAAAAGAUAAAAAUAGACAUCAUUAUUUUAUGGCUUUAAAAUCUGAUCAAGUUAUUGAUGCUACUAUGAAAGGGAAUAUUUCUCGUUUUAUAAAUCAUAGUUGUGAUCCGAACGCAGAGACACAAAAGUGGACUGUAAACGGAGAGUUAAGAAUUGGAUUUUUUAUUAAGAAAUUUAUAGCAAAUGGAGAAGAAAUUACUUUUGAUUACCAUUUCCAACGUUAUGGGAAAGAAGCACAGAAGUGUUUUUGUGAAGCUACAAACUGCCGAGGAUGGAUAGGAGAAACUCCUGAGGAAGAAAAAGAAAAGACUGAAAAGAAAGAAAAGCGCGAAAAGGAUGUAACAAGAAAGAAGAAGGAAGAGAAGAAACCUACCGAUUUUAUGGAAGAUGAAGAUCUGGAGGAGGAAAUUGAUAAACUUUGCUCCGGUGGAUUAAAGAAUAGAAAUCAUACUUUAAAUUUAAGUCGUUUAAUGGUUCGCAGUAGAGAAUUAGAGCAUCGAACACGCCUUUUACGCGUCAUACAAAAUGGAGAGCAGCCAUGUCGCAGAUUAUUCCUCGAUUAUCAUGGUCUGCGUUUAAUAUGGAGUUACAUGAUGGAUGUCGCUGCAGCAGAAACUGAACAAGUUCAACAAUUUAGAUUAGAAGUGCUAAAAACAUUAACUACACUGCCAAUUCCAAAUAAAACUAUGCUCAUGGACAGUAAAGUUUACAGCGUUGUUGAAAAGUGGUCGAAACAAUCAUUUUCAUCGCCAAGUGGCGAAUCACCGGAGGACGAGCAAACAAAAUUGAAAGAAGAACCAGACACCGAGAGUCCCAAUAAAAGUACUAACUUGACUAACGUCAAAGAAGAAAAGGAGGAACAGGAUAAUAACUUGAAACAGGAAAAGGACCAUGUACUUAUUACUGAACUUGCCGCAAAUCUUAUAACAGAUUGGUCUAAUUUGAAGGAGGUUUUCCGGAUACCAAAGAAGGAAAGGAUCGAACAAAUGAAGGAACAUGAGAGAGAAGCAGAUCGGGGAUAUAAAGAGGAACUCGAGAAGGAGCAGAAAAGAGAGACAUACGAAAGAAAGUUUCGUUUAUCGCAUUCCAGAUAUCGUUCUGAUCGAUAUACUCGAAGCGAAACUGAUAAACGGGACAGAAGACGAGGCCGAGAGUCACCAGACUUUGAAUACAGUCGAUCGAAAGACAAGAGAAUUGACGAACGCUCGAAUCUAAUACCCGUGCCAAGGAUGACAAAAUAUGAACGUCGACAACUAUUUGCUCUGAAAGUUGCUAAGGAAGAGGAGGAGAAGCAACGUCGUCAACAGCAAGAGUUGUGGAAGGAACACGAGACCCGAUGCUUGGCACUAGGAAUGGAUCCUCACACGACUGCUGCUCUUGAUCCUCAAACUGGUUAUCCACUGUUUUUCAAUUCUUCGGUGGGACAGUGGCAACCUUAUCCCAUACAGGAUGCUAGUGAACUGCAACAGCAGAUGACUCCCGUUUACGUUGGAGGUUCGCAAGCAAUAUCCGGUACCUCGCACCAAACUCCUCCAUUACACGUCCUACAAACUGGCAUUUCUGUUGAUAUUUCGCCAAGUUUGCAGGCCGCAAUGUAUCCCAUUAAUCAAACACCAACCUACAGUCAACAGACUAGCCAAUUUCCUCCCCCUCUCUCAAUUCCUUCACAGCAGUUUCAGGAAAGUCCCCUUCAAAUUCCAAACAAUCUAGUGCAAAUUCAUAACGGCACUUCAUCCAUUCCUGUUCAAGGACAAUCUCUGUUCAUUGACAAAUCCAUUGAAAAUUCUCCCUUUCAACCUGCUCAUCCGGUGGAAACGCAAAAACCACCGACACAACCCGAUAUACCGCCUCCUUUGGAUCUUCCUCCGAAGUGGAAGUGGGCAAAAGAUGAGCGCGGCAGGGUUUAUUAUUAUCAUAUUAAGGAAAGAGUAUCUCAGUGGUUACCACCCCCUCCAGACCAUAUUGGCGUACAACCGGAUUCAUCGACCUCUUCUGAUUCAAGUGAAGAAUCUAGCUCGUCAAAUGAAGAGGAAGAAGAUGUGGAGGAGGAUAAGAAUUCUGAUCGCACUACUGAAGAUAUGGAUGUAGAUAGCGUAUGUGAUGCCUCAGUAGAAGCAAAACAAUCUCCUUCGAAGAAACCCGAAGUGAAUUGUGUUGAAGUCAAGAAGAAGAGAGAUGGAUUGGUUCAGGAGAGAAUCAUCAGUCCACGAAGAGAAGAUGAUCGUAUAGAUCAUAAGAAAUAUAAAGAAAUGAAGGAGAAAAUACGACGUCAGAAGGAAAGAGCUCGACUGAAAGAUCACAUUGAUAAAGUUAGAAAACAUCGACGUAGCAACAAAUCCAAGGCUCAUUUACGACACAGUAUUCGACUUCAAACUGUAGCAGACGAUCCUUCACUCAGUGCAGAACGUAAAAUAAAGGACGCCUUUAGAAUAAAUAUGGCUAAUGUCAUGGUCCACUUCCUCAAUCCAUAUCGAAAAGGUGACUGCAAACAAGGGAGAAUCACCAAUACGGAAGACUUUAAACAUUUAGCACGAAAGUUAACACAUUUUGUACUAGCAAAGGAGUUAAAACAUUGUAAAAGUGUGGAUGAGUUGCAGUGUAAUGAUAAUGUAAAACACAAAGCGAAAGAUUUUGUACGUAAGUAUAUGAGCAAAUUUGGAGCUGUGUACCAGAAGAGUACAGACGAUGAAUAAUGACAGAUAUUGUGAUGUAAUUUUAUUAUUUAUUUUUUGCGGUCAUUUUAUAUUUAUUAAUUUUCACACACUACUUGAUUUACGUGUGUAUUGAUUAUUUUUCGAAUUUAGAUUUAGAUAGCGAUUAAAUGAAGUACAUUUUUAUUAUAGUAUUGAGAAAUACACUAUAAAUGACUCUUAAUAGUCUGAUUUCUUUUUUUAAUUAAUUCACUUUUGUACAGUUGUAAAAUUUUUUUUGAUGUUUGAUUAUCAACAAAAUUGUUAUUUUGUAAAUUUUCAUUUAUUUUAUUCAACAUUAUUUUAGCUCACGAAUAUAUACUAACGUACUAUUAUUUUUUUUAAUUGUGAAAGUAUAACUGAAGUAGGUGUCAACAUUAUUCUUGUACAUAUUAAAUCUUUACCAUAAAAACUGAUUUAAAUUUAA
Molecule: messenger RNA, 6271 nt
Organism: Leptopilina heterotoma
Lineage: Eukaryota; Metazoa; Arthropoda; Insecta; Hymenoptera; Figitidae
Gene: Set2
Product: histone-lysine N-methyltransferase SETD2
Exons: 14
Coding region: 631-5847 (1738 amino acids)
Biological process (GO): regulation of DNA-templated transcription
Cellular component (GO): chromosome; nucleus
Molecular function (GO): protein binding; histone H3K36 methyltransferase activity
Source: RefSeq, a predicted model, not a curated record